This is a messenger RNA of Dendrobium catenatum, 1669 nucleotides long. Its product is annotated as dual specificity protein phosphatase 12. Gene Ontology annotation, molecular function: protein tyrosine/serine/threonine phosphatase activity. The transcript is spliced from 7 exons. Bases 159 to 1226 code for a protein of 355 amino acids. Gene Ontology annotation, biological process: protein dephosphorylation. NCBI's taxonomy places the organism in Eukaryota, Viridiplantae, Streptophyta, Magnoliopsida, Asparagales, Orchidaceae. The record is from RefSeq and is a predicted model, not a curated record.
AAAUUUCUUAUGUUAACUUACACUUCAGAAAACUCUCUUCUCUCGAAGCAACCUCCUUUCCGAUGACCUCCAGCCGGAGCUCGGCGUGGUGGAGAAGUUGACAGAAGCCGGUUCCAUACCUUUCGUGUGCUUGGGAGGACUCGGUCGAGGCUACGGCGAUGUUCUCGGUCCGCGACCGCCUCUUCUUCGGCAACAUCAGCGCCGCCGCCGAGGUUCUUCAGAGCGGCAGCGCAGAGAUCACUCACGUCCUCUCCUUGCUGAGCUCCGCUUCUAUCUCCUUCUUCUCGGACUGGCGCGCAGAAGUUUUGAUAUCCACCCAGGAGGUGCGGAAGGUCUUCGCGGGAGAGGCCGGCCAUGGCUUGGCCAAGAAUUCCCUGUCACCGGAGAAGCUCCUCUACGUGCUAGAGCUCGCCGGCCCGGGCCUCAAGCUUGUGAGAAUGGCGGUGCCUCUACGGGACACGGAAGAUGAGAACUUACUGGAUUAUUUGGACGUUUGCCUUGACUUUAUAGACCGGGGGCGGAAAGAAGGGGCCGUCUUGGUGCAUUGCUUUGCGGGAGUUUCAAGAAGUGCUGCUAUCAUCACGGCAUAUCUGAUGAGAUCAGAACAAAGAUCUCAAGAAGAUGCCCUUGAAUCUCUGCGGCAAUCUUGUGAGUUUGUUUGCCCAAAUGAUGGUUUUCUUGAACAGUUAAAGCUGUUUGAGGAAAUGGGCUUUAAAGUAGAUACUGCUAGCCCCCUGUACAAGCGGUUUCGCUUAAAGGUAUUGGGCCAUUCCUAUAAGCUGGGAGAGAAGGUAGACAGCUCCAUUUUUGAAGAUGAUCCGGGAUCACUGUCAGAAUCCAGCGCUAGCUCUACAUCCGAGUCUGCUAAAGAAAAUCAGCCAAAAACUGUUUACCGUUGUAAGAAAUGCAGAAGAAUCGUUGCAUUACAUGAAAAUGUCGUAAGUCACACACCAGGAGAAGGUGAGACCUGUUUUGAAUGGCAUAAGAGGAAAAGUGGAAACCCAUUUAAGAGGUUUGAUGAGGUUGAGUGCUCCUCUAUUUUUAUUGAACCUUUGAAGUGGAUGACAUCAGUUGAAGAGGGUGCUCUGGAAGGAAAAUUAUUAUGCAUACACUGUGAAGCACGGUUGGGUUAUUUCAAUUGGUCAGGUAUUCAGUGCAGCUGCGGUAGUUGGAUUACUCCUGCAUUUCAGCUGCACAAAAGCAGAGUUGAUAUUUGCAGUUUGUAGUGAUUUAUUGUACAACAGGAACAAAUGAAGCAAAUGCCAGCUUUCUCGAUGGCAAUAAUCUGCAGAUUUUAUGGAAUCAUUAGGAACUUUUAAAACUACGGACGUAUAAGAUAUGCAAUGCUUUGAACUUGAAUUUGCAAUCAUUUGAACUUCUUGUUCUAUGUCAGAUCUAUCAUCCAGUUUUUUCUUGGAGUUAUGCUCCUAAAAGCAGUGUAUUCAGCAGUGAUUUCCGUCAAUAUGAGAUUGGGAAAGGAUUCAGGUACGCAACUUUAUUUUUGCAUUUAUAGCUGUACUCCUGUCACCGGUAGAAAUUGAUAUCUGUGCUUAGUAAGAGUAAGAAUGUUGUUUUUACAUUUAAGAAAUGUAUUGUUUUUUCUAUAAUGCACUGAAUAUUUGUGGAAUGUAUUAUACUAAGCAGUAAGUGGUCUAAAUCUCUUUCUUUA